Molecule: messenger RNA, 5010 nt
Organism: Pocillopora meandrina
Lineage: Eukaryota; Metazoa; Cnidaria; Anthozoa; Scleractinia; Pocilloporidae
Source: the annotation of a GenBank genome assembly
AUGGAUCACUUUUUGGUCACAGUUUCAAUUCUUCUACUUUUUGUGACCCUUUCAUCCUCUGAUCAAGGUAUGUGGGAUCAAUAAAGAGGGUUGUAAUGAGGUGAUGGAUUUCACGGCUGACGAUUAAAAAUUUGGCCAUUUUACGGCUAACGGUUGAUUUUUUCCGUUAUGGUUAAAUUAAAAAGUUUUACGCGAAACUUUCUUUACGACUUAUGGUUAAAAAUUAGUCCAUUUUUACGGUUAAUGUUUGUCAGAUCAGAAAAGCUGUCAAAUUUACACAACUUCAUUAAUAACCUUUCAACACAUUUCUCUGUAGUGAUUUUAGAGGAACAGCCAACACCAAGUAAGAGCUGGAUCUGGGAUGCAUCAAGGCCAGCUGGUGUAUCCGGUGGGCCGGCCGGGGUAUGAUUCUAUCUUUUAACUGUUGUUUAGUCAUCUGAGUUUAGUUCAUAUUCUUCAAUACUCUUUUAAUAUUUUUAUAUGUAUUAUUCCACAGUGGACGUGAAUUUUACAUGGUUCUUAAGCAUACUUUUCUUUUAAAUAAAUACUGAAAUGAAGCUUGAGAAGAUCCUAAGAAAAUAACGCGAUCUAUCACAACAUUUUCUUUUCUUUCGUAUUUUUUCCCUUUCCAAUCAAAAACUGUCUUUUUAAGCUGAAAAUUUUCAAUAAGGAAUGCUACCUGCAGAAUUUCCCUGUGAAAGGUUGUCCCCUUUCACACGGUUUUAACCUCUCGUUUAGUCAUAGGUCUACUUUAAGCACUGAAGCUGGAAGUUAAAACAUGGAUGUUCUCAAUUAAAACCCCCAAAACACAGUGCUAUAAUGAAUGAAAUCCAGUGUUCCUCGGUUACAAUCGAAAACAGCUCUUUUUUUAAUGGAUAGAACCUAAUAACCUCCUAAUAUAUUAUUCCAACUUAUUAAUAGUGGGCGAAGCUGACACAUUACCAAACCUGUGACAUUUCUCUGAAUGGACACCCACAACCAAACAACUGGCUGCGAAGUAAACCUAUAGGGAUCCACAGAGGAGUGAAAGCAGUCGACAUUACUAUUGAGUACCGAACUAAGAACUGUUCGUCCUAUCCUGACAAUGGAGGGAAAUAUUGCAAAGAGUAUUUCGACUUAUAUGUACAUCAGUCUGAGCAACCAAAGGAACCCGACCCUCUGACAAACAAUGCUACUUAUGACAAGAUUGCUAAAACAGUUCCGUCAGCUCUUGGCAGCAGAGUAUCUCAAACGUUUGGUGUAAAUGUUAAAGGAAAAUACAUCGUAUUGGCUUUUCAUGACCAGGGUUCAUGUACUGUCCUUUACUCCGUCACCGUUAAAUAUUAUUUCUGCCCAGAGACAGUUCAUGUUCGUGGUUUGGUGAACUUACUACGUACAAUGGCUCCAGCCAACAAUUCAGAGCCAGUUGUAAGUAAUUGUAUCAAAAAUGCCGUCAAUGAGCAAGGUAUUUUAAGGGUGAACUGCCAAAGUGAUGGGGUCUGGAACAUCAGUUCACUUCAAGGAAAUUGUAUAUGCAAGAUAGACAUGGAAAAUGCAGGAGGAGAAUGCAAAGGUAUAGGUGAUAUGAUAAAUUAAGAUAACCUGCAAUUGUUGUUUUGAUUUUUUAAAAUUGUCUCUACUUACGGUACAUUGCCUUUGAUAAGCGGACCAGUAAACACGUUCUCUAAGUGGCUACGUCGUGGUGUAUACAUAUUGAAAACGUUUAGCAUAAAAUGUACGAUUUCCUCAUUUGUAUUCCGUUCUAGCCUUUACCGUACUUAAACAUCUUCCUUUUAUUAUGGCGUGUUGUAUCAAUGUCGGUAUCAAAGCAAUUGCGAACCUAUCCAUCGUUCCCCUAACCUGACGAAAGUGGCCUGAUAGGAAGUUAAGGUUAAAGUUGGGUUAGGGGAAGGGUAGGUGUGUAGUCGAUCAGACACACAGUGAUUCGCGUUUUUUUAGGUUAAGUUAACAAUGUGACACAAGCAUCAAAUGUUAUAACUCCAAAUGAUGCCGGAAAAAUUUUCGUUUACUGCGUCAUACUUAUGGUCACGCUUGUGUCCCUAAUUAAGUCCUCAUACUUAUAGUCCUGUUUAUGCACAUGCAUAAAGCGCAAUGUGAGGCAGCCAAUAAUUUUUUGUGGUCUCCUCCCUUGCUGGGGGUAAUUUUGCAUGUCGGUCAAAAACGACUUACCCAAUAAACUUAACUUAGAAUUAGGAUUGAACGGAGUUCGAAUGAAAGAGUAUUUCGACUUAUAUGUACAUCAGUCUGAGCAACCAACGGAACCCGACCCUCUGACAAACAAUGCUACCUAUGAGAAGAUUGCUAAAACAGCUCCGUCAGCUUUUAGCAUCAGAGUGCCUCAAACGUUUAGUGUAGAUGUUAAAAGAAAGUACAUCAUAUUGGCUUUUCAUGACCAGGGUUCAUGUACUGUCCUUUACUCCGUCGCUGUUAAAUAUUACGUCUGCCCAGAGACAGUUCAUGUUGGCGGUUUGGUGAACUUACCACGUACAAUGGCUCCAGCAAACAGCUCAGAGCCAGUUGUAAGUGGUUGUACUAAAAAUGCCGUCCACGAGCAAGGUAUUUUAAGGGUGAACUGCCAAAGUGAUGGGGUCUGGAACAUGAGUUCACUAAACGGAAGAUGUAUAUGCAUGGAGGAUAUGGAGAAUACGAGGGGGGAAUGCAAAGGUACACAAUAACAUAGAAGUGCAGUGCUGAAUAAUUCUUCAGGACUAAAACCUUCUCAGGCUGGCAACAUGAUUAGACAAAAAGAUGAUUAGUUGUUAGCUCGGUAAUGAAAUAGAGUGUCAAGAAUAAAAUCACCGAAAGUCAAUUGAAAUGACGUUCCAAUGACUCGUUUAUCAUUUUUCAAAGUCUGAGAUUCCGAUGAGUUUUUUUAUUACUAAAGAAGCGUGUAAAAGUCUCGUUGCAUGUGAUUAAAAACUCUACAAUGUAGAAUGUAGAGAUUGUUAAUUGAGUACUAAAUAGUUUUGCCAUAAUUGAGUCAGAUUUAGUUUUUAGUUUAGGUUUUUUCCCUGGAUGAAGAGAGAGCAUUUCGUAAAGUAAGCAUUCAAAUUUCCCACGACAUUACUUGAGGAUGGUAAAUUGUUCGUGUAGAUCUUUGUUCCUCUGAUUGUGGGCGUUACGCAGCUGUUUUCCAGUAGCUAAGAGCUUGUGUUUAACAAUAUGUUGGAAAGAGUGUCAGGUGAAAAAGAGGAUAAGCGUUUUUGCGUCUCGUUACAAACGUAGGAGAAAGAGAAAAUUUGGAUUCCCCACGAGGAAUCAAAUCCCAGACUUUCGAAUUUUGCAUUCCGACACUCUGUCAGAGAGACUCUCUAAAGCGAACGAGCUCAGUACUAGUUUCAUAGAUAGUGCGAAACGCUUCCUGCACACUGUUAGGGUCAGCAAAAGUCGAAAGCGUCAAGUAAAGAAAUAAAAUAAAAAAAUAUGAGAAACACGAGCCCAGUAAUGUAAUAGACAAAGUCUAGUAAGGAGACGAAAAAAGCACAUUUCUCUACGAUCAGACAAUUAAAACAAUUGGAAUAUGUAUCCUCAAGACCUCUCGCCUAUAUGUUUCAGUUUCAUCACUCAAAAUCAUUGCAAACCAUCGCCAACCCCCAAAACUUCUUCGUUCCUUUUUGGUCUUCGUCUUCUGAUUGAGGUGCUUUAUCUUGAGACCAGCUCUCACUGCGACAUAAGCAUAAGUAUUAGCGUGAGAAAACUCGAUUUAUUCCUAGUAUAAAUAAUAGAAUGGCGGAAGCUUUUACUCUAAGGAAAUAAUCUAAUCAACUGAUAACUCCAUAGUCAAUUACGAGCAUAAGUUUCAACUAAAUGAAAUUCAAAUUUGACAGGAUCAAUUUCCACUUGAGUACGUGAAAUCCCAGUUAAAAUGAAUAAACUCUUUAUAUUUAGUCGUUUGGAAAGUGACUUGUUAGUGAUAGGGAUGGCUUGUAGAAUGUAGGCUAGACCGAUGGUAAUGGCCUUUCCCUCCGUCACUGGUUAUUGAAGAAAACGCUAAACUCCACAGUUUAGCUCAACUUAUUUGUCUUUGGCUGAGAUGGAUGAAAAUUUUUAAAUCGACUUUAUCAAGAUAUCGAUAUAAUUUCCUUCUUCAGAUUGCCCAGAAGGUAAAUACAACGAAGGGAAUGGCUUUAACUGCACAGGUACGGAUGCAAAUAUAGCUUUGUAAUUUGAAUGGCGUCUGUUCGAUUAUAGUUAAUUGGUUAAGUGGUCCCAAGCUGUAUCCAACUCUUCAUAUUUAUUUUCAGUUGUUAGUGCAUCACUUUACCGUGGAUAUCUCGAAAUUUUGGUUCACUUGCGAUUAAUUUUUUCAUCUUCGUGUGACAUUUAUCCGUAAAUUAUAUCUUACACAUUUGUCAUUUCUACUGUAUGAGCAUCUGUUGAACAAAUCUGACGCAAUCUCCUGUUGUAGCCAUAAAGCAAACCAAUAACACCAAAUUCGUAAGAAUGUUUCCUUAAUCAUUCUCUGGCAGACAAGCAUGAAAAUUUUAAACAUUUAGGUGAUGGCCUAUUUUUUUCGGGUGGUCACUUAGUUUACAGGGUUGAUUUUCCUAAAAAAUAAUGGAGAAAAUAUACUGUUAAAUAUAAUUCAUAAAAGAUGAUUCCUGAAUAAAUAUUCUUGUUUUCCCCUCACAACAUAUCCAAAUUCAGUUAUACCAUCAGCCCCGAAAAAUGUCCAAGUAAUCUACGUUAACCGAAGUGCGUUGGAGUUAAAAUGGCAGCCUCCUGCAGUAACCGGUGACCAGACCCACGUGUUUUACGACGUCGACUGCCUUAAGCCGUGUGAGGGUGAAGAAGAAAACAAGUGCGUUAAUAAAGCUUGCGGGAGUGACGUCAUUUUCAUACCAAGAAAGGAUAGCUUCAAUGUCAGUCACGUUAUUGUUGGAAACCUUACUUCAUAUGUAAACUACACCAUGAAAAUCUACGCUAAGAACCGAGUGAGCGAAGUAGCGAGAAGGAAACAUUGAAUUGAGGCAAGUCUCUCGGAAGUAACAGUGAGGACAAAAGGAUCAG